Messenger RNA from Trichomonas vaginalis G3, 426 nucleotides. RefSeq lists its product as uncharacterized. The record is from RefSeq and is a predicted model, not a curated record. Lineage: Eukaryota; Parabasalia; Trichomonadida; Trichomonadidae. The coding region runs from base 1 to 426 and encodes 141 amino acids. The transcript has a single exon.
AUGAGUCAUAGAGUUCAACUUCUUUUAGGAGCAUACCAUAUGACAUUUCCUUUGAAAAGUGUUGACAAAACGAUUGAGAUGAAAUCUGUUCCAUACGUAUGUUAUGGCAAUUGUUUAUACAUUGAGUCUAAAAUAGCUAAUGUCACAGGCAUUUCAGGAGUUAAUAGUAAAGGUUCAGUAGAGUAUAAAUCUUUCUGUUAUGCAGUCAAUUCAAUGUUCAUUCCAAAUGUUCCUGUCAUAGCAACUCAUUUAGGUAAAUGGGUUCGCAUUAGUCCUCAUAAUUUGAAAGACAUGCAAUUCAGACUUGUUGACUUUCAAGGAGAGCCUGUAGAACUGAAGGCACCAGUGCGAAUGACUGUUGAAGUUGACUUUUUAGAAAAUAUUAAAUGCAACAGCUUACAAGAGAACUCAGAGCUAAAAAUAUAA